AUGGCUUCCUCCUCUUCCACCUCUCAACAACAGGGACAACCUCCCCCAGCCCCCCAAACUACAACAGCAACAACAACGCAAACCGCUCCUCAACCGCCUCAACCAGUCCACGCCCCCGCCGGCUUCCAGCCCCUCGUCUACGACGCCCGCAACGCAAUCCCCUAUGCCCCAAUCCCCCUCCCGCAGCAAAUCUUUGAGACGCCUGAGCCCGAACCAAACAGGCCCUGGGAACUCACCAAGACGGCGCUCCAGGUCCUGUCCGUCGUCCUCGGCGCCACGGGCGUCGGCCUGGGCUUCAGCACGCUCAAGUACGAAUACUUUUACGCCACGGUCCUCAUAUCCACCAUUCCUCCCACACAACAAAUAUCUGACAAUCGCGGCAUCCACCCAGGCGCCCACGUCGCCCUCAGCCUCAUCAUCUUCCUCCUCGGCGCCAUCCUGCCCGCCCUCUUCGGCCCCUGGUUCCAGGACUCGUGGAACGGCUACGGCUCUGGGUCUGACUACCCCUGGCAGGACUGCUCCAACGUCUACGACCCCACGACCCACCGAUACGUGUACACGUGCACCGACGACGACGACGCGCGGAGGCGCUAUCUCAAGGAGAAGAAGGUGGCCAUGGCCGCGGCCGUCAUCACGUUCAUCGUGGCCGUGAUGCAUUUCGGCUUGUUCGUGGGCGCGUGCGUCGAUACGGAUAGGGUCAAUCGCGUGGCCAAGAGGCCGAUUUACGUGGUUGCGCCGCCGCCGCCGCCGCAGAUGAUGCAGUGGCAGCCUGUGCCCCAGACGAUGCCGCAGCAGCAGUAUCAGCAGUAUCAACAGCAGUAUCAGGCUCCUAUGCAGCAAACUCCCAUGCAACAGGCCCCCCUUCAGACUACCGCUCAGCCUCCAGCCCAGGAAACGCCCCAGACAGAGACAGAAAGCCAGAGCAGGGACAAGGGCAAGGGAAAGGCCACGGACAAGGGAAAAGGCAAAGAGCCUAUGCGGGAUCCCAUCGUGGAGGAGGAUGCGCCCAGUGGCUCUCAAGCGUGA
This is a messenger RNA of Trichoderma reesei QM6a, 1026 nucleotides long. RefSeq lists its product as uncharacterized. The transcript has 3 exons. NCBI's taxonomy places the organism in Eukaryota, Fungi, Ascomycota, Sordariomycetes, Hypocreales, Hypocreaceae. Bases 1 to 1026 code for a protein of 341 amino acids. The record is from RefSeq and is a predicted model, not a curated record.